Molecule: messenger RNA, 1268 nt
Organism: Nothobranchius furzeri (turquoise killifish)
Lineage: Eukaryota; Metazoa; Chordata; Actinopteri; Cyprinodontiformes; Nothobranchiidae
Gene: rbp1.1
Product: retinol binding protein 1, cellular, tandem duplicate 1
Biological process (GO): fatty acid transport
Cellular component (GO): cytosol; nucleus
Molecular function (GO): fatty acid binding
Source: RefSeq, a predicted model, not a curated record
AGAUGACUCAAGGCAGAAACAACGUUUCCGCACAGGAUCACGUUGACUGCAUAUUUUUUCCUCCUGAUUUAUAAAGUCAUAUUUUUUAAAUCCAGCUGCUAAAUAAUUUUGUUUUCCGACCUGAAACAUAUGAAAGUAACAAAAAGCAGAUCUGUAAGGAGGCGAAGACCGUUUUGAAGACGUUCCCAUCUUGCAAAGCAGAGGAUUGGAACGUUACUGGGAUUAUCAGCCGCGAGAGGGAGAAGGGAGGCGCGAGCGAUCAUUUCAAUUACAAAAAAUAGACUCAGCAGGUAAUCGGAUUACAAAGAGUUUAGUUCACAUUGGGACGUUUGAGAUCGUUUUGUUCAUUCUCCCGUCCGCGGCCGACCUCAGCGGAUCUCCUCGGUGAAGAAGCCAGCACCAUGCCGGUGGAUCUGAGCGGAUACUGGAAAAUGGUUUCUAAUGAGAACUUCGAGGGUUACAUGAAGGCUCUCGAUGUAAAUGUAGCCAUCAGGAAAAUUGCUGUCCUCCUGAAGCCAGACAAAGACAUCGUCCACGACGGGGACCACCUCAUCAUCAAGACCCUCAGCACCUUCAAAAACUACAACAUGGACUUCUAUGUGGGCAAAGAGUUCGAGGAGGAUCUGGCAGGAGUGGAUGACAGGAAAUGCAUGACCACCAUUAACUGGGAGGGAGACAAGCUGGUGUGUGUUCAGAAGGGAGAGAUUGAAGGAAGAGGCUGGACCCACUGGGUGGAGGGAGAUGAGCUUCAUCUGGAGCUGAGAGCUAAAGAUGCUGUUUGCAAGCAGGUUUUCAAGAAAACCUAAGCUGAUCUUCAACAACUCAGUUCUUUCAGCAGUCACUGCCUCAGAGAGUGAUGCAGCUUACCAUGCAACACAAUAUUUAAGGUCCCUGUUUGUUCUUGAGCAUAGUUUUUAACAAAAACACACAUUUCUAUUCAUUCUAGACUGUUGCCUUACUUUGCAGGAAUGGUUGUUGUGUAAUCCUGUCAGAUGCUGUAUUUUCUGAUGCAGCUGCUCUGGUCUGGAAGUUUAUUAUGAAAUCAUUCACACUGUGUGCUGUCUCUAAUCUGAGGUAUUGUCUAAUAAACUGUUUUAAUGGUUCUGCUCAGAGGGUUAUUUUGUAAAAGUUGGUAUUUGAGACAACAUGCAGACUUUUAAUGUCUUUGUUAGAAUAACAGACCAGAUAUAUGUGUUUAUGUGUCUAAAUCCUCUGGAACUGCACGGUUAUUAAAAUCAUUCAACAAAUAAAGCAGUUUUCAACAGUGA